Molecule: messenger RNA, 846 nt
Organism: Sclerotinia sclerotiorum 1980 UF-70
Lineage: Eukaryota; Fungi; Ascomycota; Leotiomycetes; Helotiales; Sclerotiniaceae
Exons: 2
Coding region: 1-846 (281 amino acids)
Molecular function (GO): S-adenosylmethionine-dependent methyltransferase activity
Source: RefSeq, a predicted model, not a curated record
AUGGCUACUUUUGCGCAAGUGUCCCUCCCUCCCCUCCUCCACUUUCAUUCCCCUUCCAUUAUCACUCUCCUUUUACCACUCUCCUUCUACCACUUCCUCAUCACAAAACUAACCCAUCCAAGUCAAAAAUCCUUCUCCGCAACCUCCUACGCUACAUUCCGACCCUCCUAUCCCCCAAAACUCUACACUCAAAUCCUAAAUUAUCAUCGAGGUCCUCGAACCACAUUACUCGAUCUAGGUUGUGGCCAUGGAGUAAUCAGUCGUACUCUUGGUUCCACAGGUAAUUUUGAGAAGAUAUGGGGUACAGAUCCUAGUAGUGUGAUGAUUGAAGAAGCUAAAACUCUCUCUAAUAAGAUUGAUACGAGUAAUUCCCAUAAUAAAGAGGCAAAUAUACAAUGGAGACAAGCUUUCGCGGAAGAUUUAUCAUUUGUAGAUGAUGAGUCGUUGGAUAUGGUGGUUGCGGGACAGGCGGCUCAUUGGUUUGAUUUUUCACGGGUAUGGGGGGAGAUUUAUAGGAAAUUGAGGAAGGGGGGGACGGUGGCUUUCUCGCGCUAUAAGGAUAAUUUACUGGUUGAUUUUCCGGCUCCGCAGAGGGUGUUGGAUAAGUAUUGUUAUGGGGAGGAUGAGGGGUUUAUGGGGAGAUUUUGGGAACAACCCGGGAGAUUAGGACUGAGGGGAGGAGAGGGGAAGGAUGGGAAGAAUGAGAAGGGUGAUGUUAUUGAUGAGAUGUUUGAGGAGAUGUUGGAGGUAGAGCCGGAAUUGAGAGGGAAGGAGGGACAGAAUUGGAGGGAUGUGGAGGUUGAGACGGAGUGGGGGACUGUGAUUUUAUUGGCUAGGAAGUUGUAG